Puccinia triticina is the source of this 489-nucleotide messenger RNA. RefSeq lists its product as uncharacterized. The transcript has a single exon. The coding region runs from base 1 to 489 and encodes 162 amino acids. NCBI's taxonomy places the organism in Eukaryota, Fungi, Basidiomycota, Pucciniomycetes, Pucciniales, Pucciniaceae. The record is from RefSeq and is a predicted model, not a curated record.
AUGCGAAGCAAAUCCAUAGUGAAAAUCCGAGAAACUCAUUCCGCACAACAUUACCACAUCCAUACAUAUCCCGUUCUGGGAGAGAAGACGUGGAUGCAGCAAUUAAAGAACAGCGCCAUACCAAAAGGGAUUGCAUCAGAACUCCUAUCUGCUCCAGCGCCACCGCCAGCAUUACCCGGCCCAGCAAAUUGGUCCGGCCGGUUUCUGGACAGGUGUUUCCCUCCCGGUAUCUGGACAGGUGUUGUCCACCCGGUAUGUGGGCAGAAGUUGUCCAUCCGGUUUUUCUGGGCAGGUGCUGCCCACCCGGUUUCUGGGCAGGCGCUGGUUUUCCUGGAUAACGGGCUGUCCAACCGGUUUGACGGGAGAGUCGAUCGGGUACAAAGGUGUACCGGGGAGGAGUCCUUGCCGAUCCGGGACUCGGUUGACCGCUUGCCGAAGAGAAUCUCCCUGCCGAGCCGGUCAAACCGGCACAUACCAGCCUUGCACUAG